Molecule: messenger RNA, 18156 nt
Organism: Anopheles stephensi (Asian malaria mosquito)
Lineage: Eukaryota; Metazoa; Arthropoda; Insecta; Diptera; Culicidae
Exons: 3
Coding region: 965-2752 (595 amino acids)
Source: RefSeq, a predicted model, not a curated record
GAGUGGUUGUGUAUCAGUGGGAGUUUGCUCCGCCGAUAGAUCAAACAAUCCACCCGUGUGGAUAUGAUUUAUCACGAAACGACAGAACAGUGCGAAAGAAAUAAAUCUUCGAAGAGCCGGGAAAAAUCCCACACCCCACAGCAUACAUCCGCUUGUAGCAUUCCCAGCCAAACUCCCGGCAGCAAUAUAAAUCCAAAUCAGUGCCAUCCAAAUCUGGAAGUAAAAUCCCAACCACCUCGACGACGGCGACGGUUUGAUCGUCCCGACAACCCCCUUCAAGUGCAACGCAAGAGUUUACGCCGGUCGACGGUCGGACACGCGCCGUCACGCAGCUUCUUCCAGUGACCGUCGGGACCGUAAAGUGCAUCCGCAUGGUGACAAUAAUCAUACCCAUAUACGUAGUGAUAGUCGUGUUCGUCACACUGCUGGUAAUACUGUAGGGAACGCAGCAAGCGCACCGGUGAAGCCUACCCAAAUGAUCGUCCAUCGCGGCAGUGCGACGGCCGUUUUCCGAUGUUGUUGCGCUCCGUGCUGCUACGGUAUAGGUCGGCUGGGGUGGACUGGUGCACGUGUCACCGUUGCUGCUGCUACACUGCUUCCGCUGUGCGCUAGACGGGCAAACCGAUCGUGAGCAUCACCAGGCGCAGCGCGGCUGACUGCUGUCGAGGGGUGGUUGUUGUGGGUUGUUGUUGUUGUUGCUGCUGUAGUCUUAACCUUUGGUGCCAGCGGUGAGUCGUGCUGUGGACCGGACACUGUCGUUUGGCCGGUCGGAACUGUUACAACCGGUCGGGCGGUUGGACGAACACACAUUCACGUCUAACCAGCGGGACGCGCUAGUGCUGGGAACAGUACUAGCAGCGCCUAGCCAGGGGCCGCAAUAGCAUCGACACGCAGGUAUCCCCGGGGCCAGAACGCACCGGCCCGCACAGCCAGCGGUACGUGGGCGCAGCGCAGGCCAGCGAUCAUGGCGAAGGUGUCGGCCAGCACGCACCAGGACCCGGCCAUCCUCGACAUGAUGGAGAUCAGCAAGAAGCGCCCGCCGAAGCUAAAGUCGGCCGAUCGGACCGUGUCGGUGCGCAUCGACAACUAUUCGCCCGGCAGCGGUGGUGGUGCAGGAGGCGCCGGAGGAUCUUCCGGUGGUGGUGGUGGCGGCGGUGGAGGAAGUCGGGAGGGCAGCGGGAGUGCGACGGGUGGCAGCAGUCCCAUCAUGCUGGACAAGAGCCUGAUCGUGCACCACAGCCCGGUGGAACGGUUAUCGCCCAUCCCGAUGCAGAAGCACUCGCCCGACCCGAAGCACUUCUUUCGCGGCGAAGCCUCACCGACCUCGCUGAAGGUGGAGGACCCGUGGAGUAUCGCCCGGAAGCAGUUUCGACGGUCCGACACGCUGCACGUGUACUCGCCCUCGAUGCAUCAGCUGCGCAAGGCCACCUCGUUCCAUUCUCGCAGCAACAGUGGCGGCUCGAAUCCGGACGAGAUCGUGGCGGCUCCCAUCAUUCGGCACAGCAGCGUCCGGCACACACAUAUCUAUCCGCGCGAGUAUCUUGUGAAGCAGGACAGCGGUGGAGGCGUGAGCAGUGGCGGUGGCGAGGACGAGGAUGAGGAGCUUACGGUGGCAGCGGCGGCAGCUGCAGCAGCUGCGGCCAACUAUCGCGCCCAUUCGCCCAACGUGAGUGCCAAUCGCCGGAACUGCCACAUGCACCGCUCGUUCAACGAUCAGCAGAAGCGCAAUGCGGCCUUUCUACGACGGGACUCGGUGAAGUUUCAUUCGCUCGGCGAAGACAUCCCGGCGGAGGUGGUCGAUCGGAGUCCACGGGAGACGAAAAAGUUCAGCUCGGCCAAUGCAUCGCUCGAGAACGAAAUCUAUCGAUCGCGCAGUAACAGCCGCACGGACAAGAAGGGUGAAUCGUUCUCGGAGUUUGUUAGCCGGCAGAACAGCAAGAAGUACAACCAGAAGAACAGUACCACCAGCCUCGAUCAGGCGCUCCCGUACGUGGGUGGUAGUGGUGGGGGUAGCUUUCGCCGGUCGCUCAUCCAACACUCGAACGCACACCUGCUCAGCCCGAACCCACCGUUUCUGGACGACUUUAAGCCCCAAAAGUCGCCCAUCUUCGAUCAGAAAAAGUCGUACUCGCUGCGGUACAAGAACGGGCGGCAGGAUGCGCGCGAAAACUUUAAAGCGAAAAAGUCGAAAAGCUUCAUCGUGGAUCUGGAACCACCGCCGCCGGCCAUUAUCAGCGCCACCGGGAGCCCGUACCGGAAGGAUAGUAUGGCGUUUACGCCCGAGGAAGCGGACAAGAUCUACAAAGCGUCCCGGAAGCUGUCCUCCAACCUGAUGCUGGAUGACAUUGGCCGCACGGAGAUAUCGCCCAUCCCGAUGGACAUCAUGGACAUCAACUACGGCGUGAUCAUGAAGACGUACCAGAUGAACCGCCAAAAGUCGCUCGGUGCCUCGCGCAAGGGCCGUCGGAAGUUUGCCGACAAGAAGCUGGCGGGCAGCAGCUUCGACGACGAUACCGAAUCGUCCAAGAAGCGGAAGCGCAUCGUCUGCAUCGUGAUGUCCGUCUUCCUGGUGCUCGCACUGUUUAGCGUGCUGGCCGUGCUGGUGACGCUCACGCACACCAGCUCGGGCGGUUCGAGCACGUCCACGCAAACCAAGACGCAGUACACGUUCGCGCGCGACACCCCGAUCCACGCCAUCCCCACCUACAUGGUGUCGAAGGACUCGCCCAAACACUACAACGGUGCCAAUUGAUGCGGCAACUUUAGCCGGUCCCGGCCGCUGAACGCACCGGUGUCGCGGUGGCAGGCGCGCGGUAGCGGUCACGGGAGCGGCGGCGCCGUCACGUCCGACGGCAUCAUCUGUCUGGUGGAGCAGCACAGUUAGUAGCGCCUGGGGCGACGUCGUCGUCGCCGGCGUAGUGUUGUAGCGGUUGCCCAUACGGAUGGAGCGGACGAGCGUAGCGGCAACAGCACCACCAGCGAGGACGUUACCGCCCAUCGUGGAGAAGUGGUGGAGGCAGUGGCGGUGAUGGUAGAACAGGCAGCAGGCGACAGCAUCCGUAGCGGCGGUGUAGUACGCGCGAACAUAACAAUAUCCAACGAAGUGCCAAGGACGACCCCGGCGCAACGGCACCGUUACGCACGAGGGCGGCCAAAUUUUUUUAGAAACAAUCUCAUCGGACGUCGAAGACGGGGAUGGCUGCGAACACGCGACGGCAUCGCUCGACUGCGAGCAGCACUGAUACGACGAGAGACGGGAGACGCGAAUGCCGAUACGACGGGCGGUGGCAGAGCCUAGCACCGGUUUUUAACCGAACGUAAACCGAACAUGCCACGGAGCUUACCAGUAGGACCUUUAAACAGCGUGAAGUAUAACAAAUUGUGCGAUUGUGCGAGAAAGAGAGAAGGAGAGAGAGAGAGAGAGUGUGUGUGCGAGAAACGUCCAGCACGAUCGGGUACUCGAUCUGGGUGCGAUCGGAUGCCCAGAACACCGGGGACAGAGGAAGCAAUCGCAAUCUACACAUAUACGAUACAAUAAGUGGAUCUAAUCUAGUGCAGUAUUAUCGGGAACGUCUAGAAACGCAAGCAACCUAUAACUCUAACACUAACAAGUAACGUUAACGUAAAUUACUCUAAAAGCAAAAGACAAACAUGAUAAACUAAAGCGGCAAAAUGUGGCAGAAGCAUCGCGUAUUACAUGGGUAAACAUUUUAAUAAGCAACACUAAAGCAGUUAAGCAUACGAGUAUAACCUGAGACGGAGGCGUGCAAGGCGAGUAAACGCUGCAUCUAACCCCUAACGUACACGCAAAACGCACACAACAAUAAAGAAGAGUAAAGUAAACUGAAAAAAAUAAUCAUUAAACGUUAAACGAACCCCCAAUCAAACAAACCCAACAAACAAACCAAAACCCAAAACAAAUCUUAAUCAAAAGGGCGCACGCACCAUCACGCAAGCGAAGUAAACAUAACAUAUACUAACAAAACUAAACAAAAGUAAAACAAAGAUAACCCAUAAUUUAAACUCCGUGUAUGCAAAACAAAGAAAACAACGUAGCCAAACUGAAGAUAAUGUGACAAAAAACGCGUGUAGAGUGUGUGUUGGUUUUUUUAUAUGAACAUAAAUACAAGCAUAGACUGCUGUAACCUUUCUACGCGGCGUGUAACGUGACGCAACUGUCAGUUGGUGUUAGUUUGGGGGGGGGGGGGGGGUGCGAUCGGGAACCAACCAAGCCAGCAAGAUAACGUACCUAACCUUCAGUGAAGCCUGGUAUACUGAUUCGUGUGACAACGUUUAGUUCGGUAGUGCCUAUUCCCGUUGGUUGUAGUAGUGUUUUGCUUUCAACCUGUCACCACUACAAAACCGGAAACUCGGGUCAACUGUCAACAUACUAGCAACAACAAAGCUAUAACGAAAUGGUGUUAAUUACACGUUUGAAAGCUGCAUGUAACGCACGGUAACACCUCAUCCAAACGUUUUCAUCGUCACACCGUCGGGAGCGCUGUCAUCCAGAUAGUUUCGGAUAGUUUCAACGCCAGUGGCCUUAAACAGACGUAAAGUGAAAGGAAAUGUGUACCACCCGCCCCGAGAGCAUCAUGGCCGGUGCAUCUGUGCGAUGGUGUUGGUUUGUCCGGUUAGGUUUCAUUUUGCUGCAAAAAAAAAACAAUCCAGACAUAAGAACCAUUUAUCGCUUAUCGGAAGUGCCAGUGCGCGGAUCGCAAUUAUGAUCUGAUAAACCAAACUUCAACAUGGGAGCGGGAAGGAGUUGAUCGCUCAGUGCGCCAAGAGAACGAACGGCUCAUGCGGGAGUCGCUCGACAGGGCGAAGAUGAUUAAAAACUACACCGAGUACAACCGGAUGAUUGGUGGCGAUGAAAUUCCUUAACGAUUUAUCCACGGUCCGAGAGGCGAUGCGCCCGCGUUGCAGACCUGCACCCUGGCCCUGCUAGCUGCCGACAUCUGAAACCGAGGGCGACACACGCACCCUUUUCGUUUUUUUUUUUGGACAUUCUUGAUAGCGUGGCGUGUGCCAGAAGGACUACCGACAGCAACCAAAACCGCACACGAUCCCAUGCUGAAGGGGUGAUGUAGGAACCGAGUGCUGAACGUGCUGCUGCCGGAAGCUACCGAAUGUAAUGAAAUCAACAGGCCAACUUCAACUUCACAAUCUCCACGGACCAAUUUUAGGUUAACUCGAUGGACCACCGUUACUUCACUUGAUAGACACGACUAGCCGGGGCAGCUUCAGAUGCAGCUCCAGCAAACAAAAAAAAGCCGAGGAGCCACAACCCUCUAAACAUACAGCUCGUCUGGGUAGAACAUAUUCGCAAUAGGGCAAUGACGGUGCAGCUUCCAACGUCUGCAUAUCGCCAUGACUAAUGUUUUUUGUUAACAUCGCCAUCGUUCUUCACACUUAAAAUGCGUCUGCCGGGGUAGAAGGCAGUAGAGACAGAACAGCUUCCCUCAGACAAACAAAAAAAACACAACCUCAACACACAACACAGUGUCGAAUGCAGAUGGCCUGUCGAUGGCUCUGUUUACCAAGCCUCACGAUGGCCCCAACCCCUCCCCCUAAGCCUUCAGCAACGGGCCCGAACAAAAAAAGUGUUCCAAGAACCUCUGACCAGCACCAGUGUGCCAGGGUAGUGCAGGAAUUUAGCGAUCGUGUUGGCAAUUUGAGCCAACGAUUACCGACGCACACCCGGGUGCACGUACAACAAAAACAAAAAAAGCCGGUAGAAAAGGUUCAAUUUCACCCAUUUCGCCCGGGAGAAGAGUUGUGCACGGACCACGCGUAAUGGUUCCCCGAAAUUUUGCCGCGUACAAACAUAAUCACUUUCACCCCAAUGGAAGGAGGGGGGGCGGUGGGUUGUUGGUUGGAUGGCGGGUGAAGAAGGGGAACAAAAAGGACUCCCCACAGAAAGAGGAAAAAAAGGCCACCGUUCUCGCAAAAGCACAAUCAAUUUAGUUGCUGUAGCGCUAUGCUCCAAGCAACAGGAGCCAGGAAUGGAGAAAGAAAAACCCAACAGACACACUCACUCACACACAGACACACAGAAUCCGCUAGAAUCCCGACGACGACAAUGACGGUGACGGUGCUUCCGAUUCUGGAUUAGUUUAGCGUUUCGCGGUUGCGGCAAUUGGGCAGCAGCUUUCUGACGGAUGGCGCCAUUUUUGUGUUGGAUGAUGUAGUGGGCUCUUUUUUUUUUGGUUUGCUUAUUUAUGGAAGUGGACAAAAAUAUGGAAUUUCACCUAGAUCAUCUUGCUCGGGGUUUUGUAAAUUAAAUAAGCUCGACCAAAAAAUGGCUAGUCAUUCUUUUGAUUUAGAGCGAAUCUUUCUUUUAAUAGUGGAUUGAAGCCGCGUCUAGUAAUGGUGAAAAAAGGUAGCAGAUUUUGUAAAACUUUUCGCAUUAUGGUAGAUCAAAAAAAAAAUUCUACAAUUUUAUAGUACAGUCUUAACCAGAGUUCCGCAGAUCUCAACUUACACGGGUUUGGAGAUUCGCGGAUUUGAAAAUUAUAAAGUACCUUGAGUUUAUUACAAGGUAGUCCAAUUCUUGAGUUUAAAAAAACGUUGUAUGAGGAGAAAAAAAUCUUUUUUUAUUUUCGAACGGCCUGACCAUAUUGCUAGAUACAAUAUUUAUAAAAUAUGAGUUGGAUCACGCGAAUCAGAUCACAAAAUUCGAAGUAUAAACGAUAUGUCAAGCAAAUGGUUCGCAUUAUCUGUGUAACUCGGGUGAAGACUGUCAUUGAUUUACUAAAGGUUCCCGCAAUUUCAACGCAAUUCGGGAAAGCUUCAAGCUUAACAAUCAAAUGUUUAUGUUGCUCAACUAGAACAAUUACCAGUCAAUAUUUGGAAUUCCAAACAUUGAUUAGCUACCUGUUUAAGUCAUUGUUUUGAAAAAGAGCGCAACUAACAUGAUUACUUCACGGACACAAAGCCACUAAGAGAGGUCAAUUCACAAUUCCAUCAAGAGAUGUUCAGUUUUGAAACAUCUUUUUCAAAAUAAUAUUGCUUAUAGAUUCACAGGAAAAUGCUCCAUAAAAUGAUACUCUACUGUGGAGACUUACUUUACUUACAUUGAUCCCCAGUGAAGUCUCAAGGAGGAUUUACACAACAAGCACAGACAUUUGUGUCCUUUAAGUAGUCCAUUGAGUAGAGUUUUACCCGUACAUAGUAUAAUAUUUUCCACAAGUAAUUUUACUACAGUUAGUCGAAAUACUCCUCGCGAAAAAAACGCUCCAAUCCAUCGUUACAUCAGUUCAUUUUUUUAAAACUAAAAUCUUACCUUAAAUGCAUAAUAGCAGCUAGCGAAAUUGCGUACUGUUGAUUAACUAGACCAGAGAACGAAAUGUAUUUUUUUAAUAAAAACUAUAUCAAAGUGGUUAAUUUUUUCUUAUUAAUCUUUAAACAAAUAGAAGAGUCAAACACACGCACACUAGGUGCACCGAAAGGGUUUUGCUGAGCACUUUCGGCCCACUGUAUUACGUUCCGGGAAUAGGGACUACCGUUGGUUUUUUAGUUUUGUCUACAUCGAUGUGUAUGAAAACCGAAUUAUUAUAGAAACGAAUCAAAAAACCCAAUUUGGCUGAAGGAAAUGGUUUGGGUGAAACCUCCCGACGUGUAAAAGGCGUGUAAUCGUGGCCCAAGAUAACUCAUAACCCUACACUGGAGUACCGCUGGGUCCGACAGGUUGAUAUGAUAAACUAAACGAUAGACAGAGAGAGAGAGAGAAAGAUCGUGAGAACGAGAGAGAGUUAGAAUAUAAUAAGCGUACAGGAUGCAGGGUAGUGUCGGAAGCAAAUGUUGUUGUGUUGAUGAUAGUAAUUGUUAAUAGCGUGUAAGAUUUUUAAGCUGAAGCUUCGAAGUAUGUUAUAUAGAUGCGUUUAUAUUUAGCAUUUGGGUACCGUGGGCGUGACGCAACCGGUUUUUUUGUAUGGCUUAACGUAGUUUCCGUUGUUCUCCCCCCGUUGUCCCACGCCACGUGUCCCCCCGCACAUGAUGAUGAAUGAGUGUCCCCAUCCCUACGAACGAAUGGCAACGAACAGCGGAACAGCGAAGGCCACCAAGUAGCCUUUACUUUAUUCGCCCACUUGUCGCGCUCAGGUGUACAAGACCAACCAAACAUCCACUCUGGCAGGGUGCAGGUCCGUUUACCUGCUAUUGACCAGUGAUAAAUUAAAAUGCAAUUUCUAUCCUCCAUGUCCAUGCAUAACACAUUAAAGCUGCAAGAGCAAGAAAAAAGCGAUCAAUAUAUUCGACGAUGCAGGAUCAACUGGGCCAAAGAAUCAUCUCCUGUCACUAAGCUACUAAGGGGGGGAGGUCUGCUCCACUAGUCAGCACUUUCAGGGCCGGUCAGUUGUGAAACAUGUAUCAGCGUAAAUCCUACCCCUACCCCGAUACCACCACGAGAGUCCUUUGAUCCGACUGGCCGUCCCGUCAAUCCCUCAUACAGCUGGUUCUUGCAACAUUUCCCAAUGAACUACCGAAUGCAACUGCCCUGUCAGGCCUCGUUUUCGUUGUGGUGCGUAUUUGGUCGCUUAUCUGGAUGACUCGUCUCCUACCAUGUCCUCUCUUCUAUUAUUUAAAUUCUGUACAAUUUUGAACCUCCUGAGCUGAGAGCAGAGACAGAUAAAAACGCUGCACACGGUCAGGUGGUCAGGUGCAAGGACCACAAUUUAUUAACAUCCCAUCAUCGCCAACAAGCUAGACCAGGGUAGAUAGGGCGGGAGUUGAUUGGGUGGAUGUCACAGCACGCAGCGCAAAUGAUAAUGGUCACCAGGUAUCACCACCAGCACCCGGCACGCUAUCAACGCUUAAAGAACCGGAUAAUUCGCCCGCUCGCACUCCACGCACCUGAUGUAAAUGGGCUGGUGUCCUUUCAACGCCCGGGGACCAGGUGUCACUUCGUUUUAAUACACCGAACCCAACGCUUUGAGCGUCCCACACACACACAACGCUGCAAAGUUGGAUGCGAUGCGAGUCUAGGAUGCAGGGUUUUUUUCCUUCCUUCUCUUUCUCUACUUCAAUAUCCGUACAUCAUAACAACGAUGCUGCUAGCGAUACUGAUGAUGAUGAUGGCCCUGGACGCACACACAGCCCAUAAACACGCAAAUUGAUCAUGAUUUUGGUGUUGGGCCGAUUUUGGGCUACGAUAAGUGAAAAUUAACUAGCUCCAAGGCAGAAGGCCCCCGGGAACAUCACCUGGAGUGGGGUCCGCAUCUGGGGGCCGAGCGCUAAAAUUGAGACGAUUUUCCUGACGACCCAACUGACUCCUCCGGUGGUCAGUAAGUACCGAUUCUAUACCGGUAGGCACUUGCGGCUAGAUUCGUUGCUCCAACCAUACGCGUUUUGAUUGAUGAUGUUGCUUACUGUUCUCGGCCGUCGCCGAGUCAAGCGCAAAGCAUUAAUAAAGAGCCCUCGGUGGGACAGGAUAGCGUGGAAGAGCAAAACUUGGCCGAAAGUUUAUUCCAACUCACUUUUGCAAUCUAGCAAUCGUGAAAUCGCUUAGGAGUGGCAUUUUUCCUCGCGAUUCUUGCGGAUUUCUGACACAGCAGCAGCUGUUCGCCGCUCUUUGCUGGUAGAAUCCUCCUUAUGCCAGGGCCCUGAUGAUAUUUAUAUGAUAUAUUUCACCGCGAACGAAUCCCGUCUGCGUCCCGGUGUGCGUAAUGUUGACGGGCGGCCCCAAAAUUAAUCAUUACAUCCCGCAAACUUUCCCUCACUCGGCGCUCAAACUUUCGCUCGACGAGUGUGCCCCGAAGGGGAAACUUUUCAACAGCCCAGCAAACCACAAAAAGAAAGGAAAGAGCGUCGUCCAUCACAAACCCGAUGGCACUCGGUGGCGGCCGCGAGCCCACAUAAUAACGAUGACUUCAUUACGGGUCCGUGACCAUCCGCGGGCAGGCUGGGAAGGGCUCGUGGUACGUGGAAAUCGUCCAGCAUCAUCCACGGGACGGGGCCAAAAGGAUAAAUUGUCGUGCUUCACAAAAGUUGACUAGUGCCAAAGUGAUUAUGCUUAUUUUGGCCUCACCGAUCGGCUGUCAACACACAAGGGGACACAAACGGUGCGCGUGUCUGUUGCGCGACUCGGCACGGCUCGGUACCGGCCAACCGAUUCCUUGACGACCAGCAGCAGGAGAAUGGAACUGGCGGGGGGACACAAAAUUUCAUUGCAUAUUUAUGAGAACGAAGAAGUUUCGGCAACUGACUGGUGUGUGUGUGUGUGUUGCGGCUGUGUAUGAUUGCAGUUCUUCUUUUUCUUGGCUUUUGUUUUUUAAGGUCAAAGACCGGUUUUUUUCUCUGUUCUCGGUCGGCCCAAAUCCUGCCGACCAAACUCGGCUGCAUUAUAUUUGAUGGUGAUUAUUGACCAUUCUUCGGCUGGGCAGUGGUAGCCCAGUGGCAGGGAGAGUGUGAUGAUAUCCUUAUGCCCCUCCCAACAAGCUGCCACAUUCCCGGAUCGUCGUUGGGUGGCGUGUUAAUUUGAAUUGGAAAUCACCAAUUACCACCAAGGCAAGAGGUUGAGUUCAAAAUAAUGUGAAAUCCGUACCACGUGUCCGAUAUCCCGGUCUGGGCGAGGAAAUGGGAACUACGAUGCGAACGUGGAAAUAAAUUCGCACCACAUGUUUCUGCGGGUCGGCUAUUUUUGCACCCAUUUUUUUGGUAUGCCCUGCUUUUUAUACACUGAGACGACUUUCUAUAGCCACGCCUAUAUUAUUGGUGCAAUUUGUUAAUUGCGUUUUUUUUUUCUUCUCUUUUCUUAAUCCAUUGUUAAUGUCGAUUUCAUUAAAUAACUAAGAAAAAAGUAAAAAAUUAAAAAUAGAACAUUUAAAUUAAAACAUAAUUUAAUUUUUAAAAAGUCGUACAUUUUUUUAGUUCAAAAACCGCAAUGUCAGUACAUGUGUUUUAUUUUAUUUUUAGACCGUUCCUAAUGAAUAAACAAAACCGCUCAAAUACCUCUAAAAAUUCAGCACUUGUUCAAAUAGGGCAGAAAAGUUUGCAACAUUUUUAUGUUAAAUUACAAUAAGUCCUGAUUCGAAACCGGUGCUUAUCUAGCCUAGAACUUAAAUUUCGUUUAAGUAAAAUUAAGAUUUCAGAGCACCUGACAUUUUCAUACAGAAAAGUAAUUUUUUUUUACCAGGUAACUAAGCUUAAAUGCUAUCAUCAGCUCAAUUUACGCUUAUUUACUCCACUUUAGUCAUCAUACUAUAUUUAAUUGCCGCAAGGCCUCUUAAACCUUGUUAAACAGCAGGUCUUGAGAGAACAAUUUUUCAUAGUAUGAGCUCCACGAUUUAUCCAUAUGCAAAGAAUGGCCCCAACAGCCAAGUCACUGGAUUCGGAAACUUCAAGUGGUUGAAUAUAUGAAUCAUGGUCCAGAAAUUUUACGUAUUUGUGCGUCAUAUCAAGCGAUAACUUCUUAUUAUUUACUUUAACUAAAAAUGCCUGUAUCUUUAACUACACUGUAGAGAAACUUAAACCUAUUUUAAUAUUUUUUGAAACAGAUUCAUAAUUUAUUUUUGUUAAGUAAAUUACUAAGAAUAUAGUAAGCUGUUGAGCCUUCGUAUGUAUUAGUGAAUGUAUUAAUUACCUUGUUCGGCAUAAAUUGCUAGCAGGAAGUCAUUCGAUGAUCGCAGGUAUAGCAAAUGGUCACUCAAAUUUAAGAAAAAGCUUAUUAAAUUAUUUAAUCAACCAACUAUCACAAAAUUUGUAAAAAACAUUGCUUUUAGAUGAACAGAAGUAUCUCACCAAAACCCUGAUAGUGUCUAUAUUCAGGGUGUGGCUAUAGGAAGUGUAAUCAGUGUGCAUUAGCGUGGCAAAUAUGGUUUCAUUUUAAGCAAACUUUGUAACGAUUUCUUCUCCCCUCCCCAACGAUUCCCCUCCCCUGGCUGCCAUUUUCUCUAGCACAAUUUCAUUCACAAGUAUCAUUCAUUUCUUGUCAGAUUUCUUUAUCGCAAACAAACACAUCCACGCACCAAAAACAGACCUGCCUUAACCAAGCGCACGGAUGUUCCACACCGGACCGGCGUUUAAUUUCUUCCGCACAGUAAGAAGGUGCAGCAGCGCACGGCAAACUUACUUCACGCCGAGCCAAUUAUAUUGUCCUGGAAACCAAUAGAGUGCCACUUCCAGCCGGACCAUUCCAUCGUCCAUCGGUUUCCACUCCAGCGAGCAGCAAUCAUAUCUUCGCCACUCGAGAGCAAAACGAGCCGCAAAACAAAACCAGAAACGUGUUGGCACCAUAUUAUUUAUAGUUUUGUGCAAAACUUCAGCAAAAACAGUCGUCGCAACAAAACUUUCGCCCACCUUAACGCGAACCUGAUUUUCGUCCAAUGAUGGUGGUCUACCUGUCCUGGUGGUUCUUUUUACCCCCCCCCCCCCCCCCUAGCUCUUGCAUACCGGAAGAUGUCAGUGUGGGAACAGAACGACUUACGGAAUUACUAGUAAAUGAAAGCAAACGGCAGGCACGUUGGAACAGGGAAGUUGGUAAGAAAAUUAAUCCAAUCUAACUUUUGCCUCGCGCCAUCAUUAUGACGGACGCUUUGCCACUAGGUCGACAAUGAGCAGAAACAUUAAAUUUCUGGCCCGCGCCUUUCGGUGACACAUUUUGCUACAAAACAAAAUGGACGCUGAUACAAAAAUCAAUUUCCGCCGGACCGUUCGCGCUUCCGGGGUUCGGAUGACCAGUCUGGUCAUCAUUGCUUGUUUGGUGGUGUUGGGGGGGGGAUUAAGCUCGCUCUUGUACAUUGAAAAUCUUCCGGUACGGUUUUGUUUCAGGGGUUUUUUUUCGCUCCGUUUUUUGAUUCCUUUUUCCUCCGUUCCGUUGCCAAAAGUGUCCUGAGGUCUUGUAAACUUGUUGCUAUGAUAGGAUUCGAAUUUAGCUAGGCAUGGGAGGAUAGCAGUAGCAGUCAAAAAACAAAAUCCAUUGUAACCUUUAGUGAUGGCCCUCCCAAGCCUUAUAACAGUAUUCAGCGCGUUAUCUGCGCGUUACAUUCGCACUCGGUAACGGUAACGCUCGACAGUUGUACAAAGCGUUACGGUGAUGAAAUUUAGAAAGAGAAAACGGUUUCACUUCCUUUCGGAAAGACGAAAAAACAGCAGCCAAUCAAUUCUUUAUGCUUGAAAAAUCGAUUAGGUUUUAGCCAAAACAGAACGAAAUAAAUCACACUCUAACUUUUGUUUUGUUUUUUCCAACCUUCUUUAGCAAACGCUAGUAGGAAAAUCGCUAAACUGCUCUUGUUUUCCUGUGUGUCUAGGUGAAAAAUGAAACAAAGCUUUCCCAUUUGAUGGAAAAUCGAAACGGUACGGAAAUGAGUCUACCAACAAAAGACAUGAGACCGAAUGACCGGUGCGAAAACUUUCUUACCGUAAUGUAUAAGUAGCAGACGUAUAGCAAGUGUAGCAGAAGCGGAAUAAAACAAACCUAAAAACACACACACACACGGCGCUCACCUAACUAUUAAUUGUGGCAGAUACGAUUUUAUACCGGUCGUAAAGAUGUAAACGAGAACGAGAAUAGAAUGGAAACUACUACUGUCGAACGAAACAGUGGCCAAACAUAUGGCAACAAGUAAACACUUUUUUACACUCACGCAACAACAACAACAACAAACACGCUAAGACAAAACAAUCAAAAGUGAACCCAACACGGAAACAGCUAAACAAUCCUUUUUAUAAAACUGUAAUGCAAAAAAAAAAUGUUUGAAGAAAUACAGAAACCUCCCCGGUCCGGUGCGGUACGAGCUAAAAGCCAAACUAUACUGAGCGAACCAGACUGAGAAGCGUGCGAAGCAGUGACUUAAAACAAAAUCGGUUGGUUGAAGUUUUGCGUCACAUUGAGCUCAUAAUUGUUCUAAAAACAAAAAAAAAACAAACCGGAAAACAUAGAACGGGUCGCUUUGGCGUAAGUUAGUGUACAAAUGCUAACGACGGUAGGGAGAUAAGUCAAAGAGAAAAUAAAACUGGCGAGAGGGGAUCUUUAAGUUACAGCCACAGACACAAUCAUGAAAAGCGUUACAGCCUAUUUGAAGUGAGAAUCCUUUUCAAUCCUUUUAAUUUUUUCUUAUUAGAUUAUCAAAUCAAAUGUUGAAUCACUUAGCCGAAUGUUGUAAAUGGAUUGUGGAACAUUGCACUCAUAUAAUGGAAUAUUUCAUACAAUCAGGAGAUAUUUGUAAAGUGACUGUAAAAUUUUCAGCCAGUCGUUUGAUGCAACCCUGGCAGCCUGUCGAAUUGUGAUACAGGGUUCCGAAUCAUAUAAUGGAACGUUUGAAUCGUUCGGUGGAAGGUUUCAACUGGCUAGUGGAAUAUUUCAGUAGUGACAGAGACAGUCUUCAAAUGGGAGGACCGGGGUUCAAAUCCUAUCCAGACCGCCUCCCCGUACGUAAGGCUGACUACUUUACUGCGGGUAAAUCCAGUUCACAGACAGCCAUAAAUUGUAAUGCCAGAACUUUCGAGGUUGAAGUGCCAAAGAAGAAGAAGACAGAUGAAAUUUUGGAAAGUUGCUAUCAUACAAUGGACUAUUGCAUUCAGUUAGGGGAAAUUCGUAACUCGGUUGGAGAACUUUGCAGUUAGCUUGUGAAAUUUCUGGCGAGCGUAUAAUCCAAUUAUUUUCAACUUUUAAAUUUCAAAAUGUAAUUGGAUCGUAAGUUUACAUCAGCCUAUUUUGAUGUUUGAAUAUGUUUUAUACAAAAAAAAAAUGUUUUACAAAAAUGUUGUUAGAAAAUUAUAUGCUUCAUAAUCAACAGCUAAUUGGGGUGGUCGAGGUGACAGAGGUGCCAAUUGGCACGGCAGGACCGGGGUUCAAAUCCUAUCCAGACUGCGUCUCUCCGUACGCAGGACGAUCUAUCUUGCUUACGGGUAGAAUCAAGUCUCAGAAAGCCAGAAAUGGCAGGCAUGACCUAAGAAGUCGUUAGACCAAGAAAGAAGAAGAAUUCGCAACUAAUUGCAAUGUGUUCCAUAUCUGCGUUGCACACUCCACUUAACUGAAUGAAAUACUUCAUUCUUAAAAAAUCCUCCGAGUGAUUCAAAAGUUCCAUUACAUGAUUCGAACAACUGUAAGUCAUUAAAUUGUUUACUUACAUUGCCGCGCCCCGUAUCAUUCACAUUCUAACGGAGCUACUGAACAAAAAUUAGUUGGAAAUACUGUUAGAAUUACCACUUCCUCAAAGCACUAGCUGAUUGCCAAGAUCCGUUCCGGUGGCCGAGGCGAUAAGGUCAUCGAUCUUCACACGGCAGGACUGGUGUUAAAAUCCUAUCAUGAUCGCCUCCCCGUACGUAAGACUACCUUGUCUUCUGGUCACAGAAAUUUAGAAAUGGCAGGCAGAGACCUCUCGAGGUUAUGCUGCUAAGGAAGAAGAAAAAUAGAUUGCAAAGUUUCACAGACGCGUUGGAAAUUUCUCCUAAUUGUAUGUAAUAUUCCAUUAUAUGAAUGCAAAGCCCUACAAUGUGAUUCAAAACGUUUCAUCAAAUUUUUUAAAUCUCUUUAUUAUCUUAUUUCACUUCAACAGAAACCCUGUGCAAAGCAGUUUAAAUUUUAAAAAAAUCCUCCUUCUGCUUUUGUUAACAAACAACAAAACAAUAAUUAAACAAAACUGUUUCUUAUAAAAUGAAUGACGCCGAAAAGCGGGGGAAAAGUCGAACCCGAGUAGCGUACCGAAAAAUCGCAAAGUAGUAAUAGUUACCCCAUUACACUAGUAAACACUAAUCCACACAUGCAAGCGACGAAGGAGGGGGGGAUUGGCAAAAAGGGGGAAAAUUGGAAUGGGGUAGGAAAACCGUGCGCAAGAAAAGAAAAAUCAUUAAAGAGACAUGUUUAUAGAUUAUUACACUUAAUGCAAUGUAAUGUAAACGGGGAAAAGGGAAAAGUGGAGACGUUAAUAAUAAAGAGAGAGAGAGAAAACACGCAACUAUACAAAACACAAGUGGGGAGAAAAAAAAAAGAUGUAAAAUCGAACACGUAAAAAUAACACAAAACAGAUAACAAAAAGGGAAAGCGAAACAAUUGUAAACAAAUUGUUAGCCGAAACAAAGGUAGACACUUACAGACACAGUUUAUGUCAGCGUUGCGUAGCUUUUCGUUUUGUUGUGCGGAACGAAAUGGAAACAAUUAUUAAAAAUCAAAACAAAAACAAACACGCAUACAGACAAAAGAAAACUUAAAAGUGAGAUAACCUAAAACAAACAAAAAAACAGUUGUACUUACUAGCUAAUGGAAUGAAACGGGCCAGACGGUACUGGGAGUGGCGAAUCGGGGAGCAUUUUGUUGGAAAAUCGUGCAAAAGCAGAAGCUAAUGAAGAAGCAAAUUGUGAGGUUAGAGAGCGUGAGAGAGCCUCAGCAGAACGUUGUAAAAUGGACACGAUGUUAGUGUAGUUCUUGUUAGAAAGGUGUUAUUUUUCCUCCCUUCCAGAGUAAUUGCGCGCCCUUUUUUCUGGCUGGCGUGAGUCCCUGGGAACUGGAGCUCUAAGGAGUGUGCUUGAGAGGAACAAAGGGACGUGCGUCUGUUUUGUGUUUUUUGGAGGGAACGGGAACCUGCUCGAAUUUAAUGCUGUCAAUAGUUUACAAAACUCAUACUCACAAACGAAUCAAAAGUAGCUAAUAACUGAAGCAACACACUAUGCCUCUGAGACAAUGGAAAACAAUCAAUGCAAACAACCAAUAACGAUUACUAGGGGGAGCUAACAGCUCAAUACCAUGCAGGAGGAUCGGGUAGUGAUCAACACUGUCCUGUAAGUCCGAUCAUCUUGAAGAUUGUUUUUAACAAGCACUACUUAGUCCCCUUUUAUCAUAACAAGUCCCUGCACCCAAGUUACAGGGUUUUUCAGUUGGUAAGGCAAUAGCAUCCAUUUUUAUGGCAGGCUCCUUAGAUGAAAUGGCAAACAAAGCUAGUUGAUAUGGAAACGGCUUCAGAUGAUAGGGAAAUCAAAUAUCUUUUGAUUGUGAUGUCCUAAGAUGAUAUUGUCAUAGUAGCCGUUGAUAAUGUAGGCACUUACCCGUGCGCUGGGAAGAUGCGUACCAUUUCAUCCUUGGAGCCUACAAUGCAAAUGGAUGCCGAAAAACCCUGUAAAUUGGAAUAGACUUCGUCCUAUCAUGUCAGAGCAAAAAAGGCAUUGGGCCACACACCUGUUCUCAUUGCCUGAAAUGAAGCUGUGUGUGUUUUUAAAAGUAGCCCUACGUUUUUUAUUCCGAAACAAUCUUCCUGGACCCCUUUUUAAUUGUAAGAUUGUAACACUUUAACACACACACACACAAAGCACCCCAAAGUUGUCACGUAACCCAGUCAAUGAAACGUUCUGCGAUCAAUUCAAGCGCCACCAGACGCACAAAGGAGCUAACUGUGAAGUUGUUAAGUAAGUGGACGGCCUCUGCUCCGUACCCGAGGAAUGUUAGUAAUGUUUUCUACAAUGGAGCUAAGGUAAAGGAAGGUUUGUAUGCAGCGGUGCAACCGAAAACUCAAUCUUAAAACUCUGAAUGCUCAAACAUAGUCCAAAGAAAAAUCAAUGAAACAAUAAGCUAAACACUGGUAUGUGUAUAAGGAAUCGGGCUCACCUUUUCACACAAUUGGCAUGCCAGUUGUGUACAUUCAGUCAAUCAACGCUAGACACACCCAUUUUCACUAUUCCCUUACCUAGCAGUAAAGCAACACGUGUCUCGUACUAGCAAUAAAAGAACAUUUUGUCGAACAAUACACACACGAAGAGACAGCAGAUUUUACUACACUCUUUGGCAAGUGCCACCAUCUUUGUCCGUGCGCCACCAUCGUUCCCCCGAUAGCCGGAAGCUGUCGGGACAGUGACCCGAGAACCGAUCAGUUCUUCAGCACAUUACAAAGAGAGAAAGAGCGAUCGCGGGAAGGUAUUGGUUGGCCUGAAGAAUUGCUCAUCCGAUCUAUUGGCGCUGGAACCGGAAAGACGUAGCGCUCACACGGCGUCAGCUCAUAAUAAUAAUAAUAAUACCUUGGAUAGACGAGAUAGACGAGACGCAUGGAGAAAGAUGAAGGGGAAAGGUAGUAGGUAAUACACACUCUCACACACACACAAACACACACACGAGCAAAAGAGUAAUGAAAGCGAAUGUAAAAUUUCAUUGUAAUGUUUUGUAUAAAAAUUAUUAAAAAGAAAAACAAUGGGACAGAUGUUUUUAUGGUUAAAUAUAUAGUAUUCCAAAAA